This is a messenger RNA of Schistocerca gregaria, 5672 nucleotides long. Its product is annotated as zinc finger protein 277. The coding region runs from base 1140 to 2390 and encodes 416 amino acids. The record is from RefSeq and is a predicted model, not a curated record. Lineage: Eukaryota; Metazoa; Arthropoda; Insecta; Orthoptera; Acrididae. The transcript has 9 exons.
GUAGUUGUCAAUUAGCAGAGGAAAAGGUGUUGGUGGAAAGGGAAGGGGUGGAGUAGUUUUGAGGUUUAGGAAUAAAUAAUUUAAUACGUAUGGAGUUUACGGAGGAAGGUACUGAAAUUUGCAGUUGAAGCCCAAUUGUCUCAGCUGCUAAACAAUUCUCUGAACCACUUGAAUUUUUUACAAUGUUUUCCGGCAGAAAUGUAUGUAAAAUGAAGCCGUAUAAUGCAUUACGUCAAAAGUGCGCACAAUGAGAGGACUAAAUAACAUUGUAUUAACAGUAAGAUUUUCUUCUCUCUUUCUUAAAAAUGUAGGCAGCCCUAUUUUGUAGUUUCCAUGCAUGCAUUUUGUUAGUGUCAUUACCCAGUAUCUAGUAUCUUUUCUACUUUCCAGCAUCGUUUCCUCACACAUCAAAAAUUUAGUCGUAAAAUUCAACGAUUCCACUGUGCAUUAUUUAUUCAUAAAAAUCUGAGAAUGUGGCACGAGUUUAAAUUUCUUAACGAAAAAUAUUCUCACGUAAUGGCACUAACCACACCCCUUCCAAGUACCCUUUAGCAUACACACUGCUUGGUUUUUUGACUGCGCCCAUUGGUACCACGUAACGGUAACUCCGACGAAAAAUAUCGGAACCGCAGAUUUUUUUAGAUGUUUCCGACCCGCCACCCCCCUGCCCCCCACCCCUUCUCCUGGGGGCCACAGUACCGGAACCCCUUUCUUUUUUUUCCAAAUGAAGCACUGAUGCAUAAUUAAUGACUUAUAUAUGUUUAGCUCGAAUAUAUUACGCGCUUGAUAGUUUAAAACAGUACAUGAAAGCGUGAAGAAAUAUUCUUUCGGUACAAGGUACAUGGAUGUGCAAUAAUUUGCGUAAACCCAAUUUUGAUUUUAAAAUCUUUUCUUUGCCAUACAUGUAAAUACAGUAUAAAUGAAUUUUAGGUCAUAUGCUAGAUUUAAUGCAAAUAUUGACAUAUCGCAUCUCGGAGAAGCCUGGUAAACAGUAGAACAUUUUUGUCACGUUUACACAGAGAUGUAGGGUAGUGGAUAUAUGUUUAUCAUAGGCUCAUUCAUUUGUGUGAAAACUCACUCAUGCCACUAGCAAGGUGUUGAUACCUGUUUGACACAUUCUUCCGGGACUUCGGUUUUCAAUGAUUGUUAAAAUACAAGUGGGAAAGCAGAAUGGUGAACAGGGGAAAUUUUUUGGACCCUUAUCUUUCACGGAAGUGGACUUAGAACACUACAUUCAUACUUUAGAUGUGGAUGAGUUAUUGCCAUGUAUCCUGUGCGAAGAUAAAUUUGUUCUACCAAGUAAAAACAAAGAAUUUAUACAACACUUGUAUGAUUGUCACAGAUUACUCAUAUCUGAUCUGCACCACAUUGUGGAUUUGAAAAGUUACUUCAGAUACUGGAAAGACCGAUUUGCAUCUCUGCCUGUAACUGAUGUGUGUCAUGUGAUAGAACAACAGUUUUCAUCUCACAGUUCUUAUGUAUUGGGAGCAUUUGUAGAGGAGGACAAAACCUUGAGAGAGAAACUACAGCGUAAGCGGUUGGAAGCAGUUUUGGCAUGCCAAGACAGAGAAAGGCAAGAUAAAACAUUUUCAAGAGAAUGUUUAUUAUGUAAAACGCACCUGACUGGCACAAGAGCAAAUUACUUUAAUCACCUGGCCACCAUUCAUAAUUUAAAAAUUGGACAUCCUGACAAUUUAGUAUUCACAGAUGAAUUAAUUGACAAAUUGCAUAAAACGCUAGAGAGGCUGCAGUGCUUGUAUUGUGAAAAGUAUUUUAAAAAACGUGAAUCUUUAAAGGAGCAUAUGCGCAAAAAGCAACACAAAAGCAUAAACCCAGACAAUAAGUGUUAUGACAAAUUUUACGUUGUAAAUUACUUGGAACUUGGCAGGAAUUGGCGCGACAUACAGGCAGAAAAAGAUUCCUCCAGUAGUUACAGUGAGAGUGACAGUGAAGAAGAAAAAAUAGAAACUGAAAAGAUGGCUUCUGGAAUGCCAUUUGAUGCAACUGGUACUGUUACAUGCCUGUUUUGCAAUGAAAUAAGUGCAUCAUUUGAAGAUGCCUUAGAACAUAUGGAUUCAGCUCAUGAAUUUGAUUACAGUCAGAUUGUUGAAGACAACCACUUAUCAUUUUAUGAACAGGUAAAACUUGUCAACUACAUCAGACAUCAGAUGUAUGCCCUAAUAUGUAUGAAGUGCCAUAAACUCUUUCAAGAUCGUGGAGAUCUGUUAAACCAUAUGACCAAAGAAAGACAUUUUAUGCUUCCAAGGAAAGAAGUGUGGAACCAACCAGAGUAUUAUUUCCCAACCUACGAAAAUGACAAUUUCCUCUGCAAUCUCGAUGCUGAUGAAGGUAUUACUAAGAAAAUGAAAACGUGUUCUACUCAUGACUGAACUGGAGGAUCCAAAAGAGGAUGCAUGCCAUUCCAGACACAUUCUUCACCUAACUCAAUAGUGGAAAAAUUGUUUGGGUUUCAUUUGUGUCUGUGCCUUGGGAGUUUUUUUAACAUGUUUUUUUAAAUAUUUUUUAUACUUUUUGUAAUAGUGAUGAAAUAUGUUCCAAGUAUCACAUACUUUCUAACUGCAGUACAUAGAAACCUUGUGAAAAAAAUCAUUGUUAUAUAACAAGCAUCCCUUUGUAAUGUAUUUAGAUAUAAGGCCAUUCGCUAUCUUAUGGAGUUGAUUUCACAAAUUUUAAUUUUUCAACCAAGUAUGAAGUUAAUACAGCAAGACGUGUUUUGUAAUUCACAUGGUAUAAAUUAUUUAAAUGUUUCAGAGUUAUUUUAGUUUCAUGUACUUUACCAUUCUUUUUUGUAUAUUUUAAUAAGCUGCUAGCAUUCCAUCCUCUGUGAAACUGUAUCAAGGAAAGAAAGAAAAAGAAACAAUGGAUUUUAGACAUAUCCUUUCGUCUUGGAACAUGAUCUUUCAGUCUGCAUGUGGGACCAUAUGGGCACAUGGCAACUGAAAGGAAAAUCUUAUCCUUUGGCGGAAACAGAUGAACUGGAUUAAGACUUUCGAAAGCUUUUCUUUUUUUGUAGGGGUGUUUGAUAUUGAAAGUGUUGUAUCCAGUAUUUUGAAGACUAUGAGAAAGGUUUUUACAACAUAAAAAUACUUUAGGAUUAAUGGAGAUCAUGCACCAAUAAGCAGAAGUUCUGAGUUGUCAGUAGGCACACGCAAAAGAAAGAGAACUUGUAGCUUUGCUUUCAGAGUUACCCUUUGACAACAGGAGAUAACAGGACACACACACACACACACACACACACACACACACACACACACACACACACACACACACACACCUCCCUAUACCCCUAAAUGUUACCAGCUACACUGACAGUCCCAAUGCUGUUUUGUGGGAGGUGGACUGGUCUGUGUGGGGUUAUUGUCGGGUGCGGUGGCUAGAGGGAAAGAGCAACCCUCUCCCUCUAUGCACCCCACCCCACCCACUUCUGGAUCUUAGUGAGUGAUCUCCUUUAAUCCUAAAGUAUUCAAAUUCUACAACAACUUUCCUAGCAAAUUUUUACAGUGUGUGCAAUUUAAUCUCUCUUUCAUAAGAGUGUCUCAAAAUACAAUACAUUUUGUAUUUGUUAGACACUGUUGUACCUGUGGCAAUUGGUCUAGAAGAUAAGUAAUGAAAUUAUCACUGAGAUGACAUGGGGCCGAAAACAGCCAGUAAAAAAAGAAAAAAAAUCCUACCCUAUGACAGAAAUAGUUGAAUUCAAUUCAGAUUUUUGAAAGGUUUUAUUCUUUUGUAGAAGUGUUUGAUAUUGAAAGUGCUCUAUCCAGUAUUCUGAAGACUGUGAGAAACAAUUUCACAAUGUAAGAAUACUGUGGGAUGAAAGGAGACCAUUUAACAAAAAGCAGAAGCGUUGAGCUGUCAAUAGACACACAAAAUGAAGAAAACUUCUAGCUUUUGGAGUUACCGUUUGACAGCCUGAAAAUACGCACACACUCCUACACGUGCCUACACUACUAAAUGGUGCCAGUUAGAGAGACAGUGCCAAUGCUAUUUUGCGGUGGGUGGUAGUGUCAUGUGGGGUGGGUAGAAGGAGUGUGUGUUCCGCCUCCCUCUCUCUCUACAGAAUCCACCCCACUGCCUCUGCUUUUUGGUUAGUGGUCUCCUUUAAUCCGAAAGUAUUUAAUUUCUACAAGAACUUUCCUACCAAAUUUUUACAAUGUGUGCAAUUUUAUCUCUCUUUCAUAAGAAUGUCUCAAAAUACAUUUUGUAUUUGCUAGACACUGUUGUACCUGUGGCAAUUGGUCUAGAACAUAAGUAAUGAAAUUAUCACUGAGAUGACAUGGGGCCGAAAACAGCCAGUAAAAAAAGGAAAAAAUCCUACUCUAUGACGGAAAUAGUUGAAUUCAAUUCAGAUUUUUGAAAGGUUUUAUUCUUUUGUAGAAGUGUUUGAUAUUGAAAGUGCUCUGUCCAGUAUUCUGGAGACUGUCAGAAACAGUUUCACAACGUACAAAAACUAUGGGAUGAAAGGAGACUAUGAAGUGUUGAGCUGUCAAUAGACACACACAAAAGGAAGAAAACUUCUAGCUUUUGGAGUUAUCGUUUGACAGCCUAAAGGAAAAUACGCACACACUCCCACACAUGCCUACGGUCCUAAAUGGUGCCGGUUAGAGCAACAGGUGGCAGGUGGACUGGUUGUGUUGGGAAGUAGUGUCAGGUGGGGUGGGUAGAAGGAGAGUGUGUCCCGCCUCCCUCUCCGUCUACGGAACCCACCCCACUGCUUCUACUUUUUGAUGAGUGGUCUCCUUUAGUCACAAAGUAUUUACAUAGUUCGAAUCAGAUGCACUCCCACUUCCAUUGCCAUGCCAGUUCAUGUACCUGCAUCAUCUCCCCCGCCCCCCCCCCCCCUCUCAUUCCCUCACUCCUUGCCUCCCCCCCCCCCUCUCUCUCUCUCUCUCUCUCUCUCUCUCUCUCUCUCUCUCUCUCUCUCUCUCUCUCUCUCUCUCUCUCUCUCUCUCUCUCUCUCUCAUACACUUUCUAUUGUCUCCUGAUUUAGUUUUAAGCAGCGAUAUUGCUGCCAAAGUCAUUGUACAAAUAUGUAUUGCUUUAAUUUUGUUACGUUUACUUCGUUCCAUUUUUGUAAUGGUGUCAGUGAUUGUGAAUGUACAUGGAAUAACUGUUCCGAAUCUCUCAUUACUUAGACAAAACAUAAACGUAACAUCAGCUGUGUUGCUCUGAAAGUGAUAAAAGUACGGUCUUGAACUAUGUAAUAGGUAUGCUGGAAAUUUGUGCUUCAAAACUUUGAGGAGAUAUUUGUCCCAACAUAAGCAAAUCAGUAGUAUUAAGUGGCAAGUACUUUCUGACACAGCCUUUUGUGUUUUCAAAGACAGUAAGUUGUGCAGAAUGACAAUUUUGAAAUUUCAGUACCAGAAAGUCUCUUUUUGUCAAAUUAUAAGUAGAUAGUUACAUAUAUGUUCUUUUGACUUGUAUUCCUGCACAAAAUACUUGUUGGAAGACUAUUGCCUACUGCCAUCUUUUUCCUUUCCAUGGACAAACCAUUUUCACGGCUGUUACAAUAAAGCUUUAAUGUAAAGCACUGUGGAGCAUAUAUUUUAGUGUUAAUGUAAUUAUGAAAAUUUAUGUAAAAAUAUUUUUCUGUCAUUAAUUUUCACAAGCCUGUAUGUCCAGUGAAGUAAAGAAUAAAUGUUUUGUGUGGAUGA